AUGUUAUUCCCCUCAGCAGUCUCUUUUGCGCUCUCGCUUGCCUGUUUCGCUCCGUUCACAAACGCUCUCAAUAAUGUGACGUCGCUCAUGGGAACUUGGUCAUCUAAGUCAAAUACUGUAUUCACGGGACCUGAUUUCUAUGAUCCAGUUACAGAGGACAUGAAAGAGCCUCGUUUGACAGGCACAUCGUUUUCUUUCACAGAUGAUGGCUACUUUGAAGAGGCGAUAUAUUUAGCUAUCGCAAAUCCCACACAUCCUUCUUGUACCCAGGCCAUCAUGCAAUGGCAGCAUGGGAAAUAUGAUAUCGCUUCGGAUGGCUCUUUGACCCUUACGCCGAUAAAAGUCGACGGGCGACAACUUCUAUCAGAUCCGUGCAAAUACACGAAUUCUAUAUACACUAGAUACAAUGCUACAGAAAUUUACAAGAGCUGGGAGAUUGUACUUGAUGAAUAUCGUGGGAUGCACCGCCUAAAUCUUUUCAAAUUUGACGGCUCUCCGAUGAACCCACUUUAUCUUGCGUACCGUCCACCUCAAAUGUUACCAACUCAAACGCUGAACCCUACAUCUUCAGUCGCCCCGAAAGCUACCGAGGCCUCAAAAAUGAAGCUGAAGCGAUCUCUACCACCCAACCUAAAGAGUGCAGAACAUAUUAAUGCGGAUAGAUGGUGGUGGAUUGGGGUCGCCUUGACCAGUAUGGGGCUGCUUGGAUAUUUCUGUGUCUAA
This is a messenger RNA of Morchella sextelata, 723 nucleotides long. RefSeq lists its product as uncharacterized. The transcript is spliced from 5 exons. Gene Ontology annotation, biological process: 'de novo' protein folding. The record is from RefSeq and is a predicted model, not a curated record. Gene Ontology annotation, cellular component: endoplasmic reticulum; endoplasmic reticulum membrane. The coding region runs from base 1 to 723 and encodes 240 amino acids. Lineage: Eukaryota; Fungi; Ascomycota; Pezizomycetes; Pezizales; Morchellaceae.